CUGUCAAAAUUUUUGUUCGUCUGGCGAAAAUUUUUGUCAUCAUCCCGUUUUCGGUAGGUUGCUGCGCGAUUUCGCAUCGGAAAUUCCGUGUUUUUCCGUUAGAUUUCGGUCCCCGUUGUUCCGGUGCAAGUGCUUCCGCUAGGGGUGUGCUGGAGCCGAGUGAGCAUUGCGGUCUAGGAGCAUUCGGAGCAGAGGAAUGCUACUGAAAUCCAGGCUCUCGUUUUGUGUCAUCAGCUGAAAUUAGAGAAAAGUUUCCUCCCUCAUUCGUCGUCUUCCCCGGAAGUGGGAACUGCACUGAUAAGGAGGAAUUUGAUUUGCUGGUCGUUUAUCCGAAUUGUUCUUGUCGUGUUUUUGGGAUGGCUUUGGACGCAAGUGUCCUUCCGUCGGAGCUGGUCACGAUAGCUCAGCCUUUGGUGGGAUUGUCCGGAUUAGAUGUCCAACGGAAUACUAUUCAUAAGACAAUUUGGGACGCGUUCAAUAAUGGCAAGAAACCGGAAAGCGAAUCGAUUCAAUACAAGUUACUUCCACAAAGCUACGAGUUUCCAGUUUCAAAACCCAAGCAUCAAUCUUACGAGUGGUACCACCCAAAAGGGAUCCUAAAAAGGAACUGGAUGUUAAAGCAUCUGCAUGUGCUACCAGCAGUUGUUGUCUUGUUUCAGGACCUGGAAUGGAACGAUCCUCAAUGGAGCGAAAAGCAGCUGCAAUGUGCUUCCAUCAUACAAACUUUGAAGAAUUCCCUCCAAGGAAGAAAUACUCGUCUGGCAGUUGUUCUGCUACAAAAAGGUGCACCUCCAGGUCAAGGCGAAGACCUGUUAGCUUCUGAAAGGGCAGCUCACUUGACCAGCACUUGCGACAUCAACGCCAAAAUGCUUUUUGUGCUUCCUCAUAAUGACCAUCUAAUGAGUCACAUCUUACGACUUCAAUCCGCCUUUCUAGAGCUGGCCCAAUCUUACUACACUCAAAUGAUGAAGCAAAUUCGGUUACACCGCGAUCAACUCACAGAUUCCCAUCAGAUCCUCAAAAUUAGACACCAGUUCAAGCUUGGAUUCAUUUCGGAACUCAAACUAGACCAAUCGAAUGCCCUUCGCCAUUAUCGGCAAACUUACGGCAAUCUGGACGAAAUCCGGAUCGUUGACACGAACUGUCUCGAAAUCAAAACCAUCGCCGGAUUUGUCAAUUACAAAAUUUGCCGGUUGUUCUUCAAACUGAACGCUCCCAAGGACAGUAUUUCGCACUUCAAGAAUCACAUCAACAAGUACCGAUCUAGGACCGGUUUUAAGGAGCUACUGUUUGAGCACAUGGCCUGGCUGAGCGUGCAGUACAGCGCCUUUGGGGAACUAUUUUGCGACGCGGUGAAGAACGGAUUGGCGCCACUGCAAACGCAACAUCCGGGAAUUUAUUUCCACAAAGCUGCCGAGUAUGUGGGCCGUAGAAAGGAAGCUUUUCUGCAGUGUUCGGCUCUCGGAGCGCCUGGUGAUGGAUCGGCAGCUGCCGUUGCCGUCAUUGGGCAUACAGCUGGGCAACAGCUCUCAUCAGCAAAUGCCAACUCGGCCCUGUACAGUGAUUUCUUCGGCAUUCGGGGCACGAAAACCGGCGAACCCGUUUCAGAACAACAGAUUAUCUGCAUUGUUCAGGAGCUGGAGAAAUCUUUCAACCAUUCGGCCGCUAUCAUCACGCUGCUAGGUCAAGCGAUGGCUCAGUAUAAAGUCUACAAAUGUCUACGUUUUCGCAAAAAGCUAGCCGUCGAUAUGGCCGAGGAAUACCUGAAAAGUGGUGACUACUCCAAGGCCCUAACGCUGUACUCGUUGAUGCUGUCCGACUAUCGAGUCGACAAGUGGUUCACAAUUUUCACCGAGGUGCUCCUGAAAACUUUACGUUCUGCCUAUCUGUCCGCAACGGUUCCGGAUUUUGUAGCCUGUAGCAUUGAGGCGCUCUCCCCUAGCAUUGCUAUGGAGAAGUCGGACCGGAUUAUGAUUUUGGAAAAUUUGUGGAAGGUAUUUCACAGCGUUUCGCCGGUAUCCAGUAGUCAAAUUGCUCCGGAACUUACUUCCAGCUGGCAGACAGCACUAGGGGCUUUCAGUAGUCCGAUUAAGUUGGAUCUGGAUCGAUUGAACGAUUUGUUGGAAUGUAAACUGACAUUCGAUCAAAGGCAAAUUAAAAAUGAUGAAAAGUUGCACCUUCAACUGUACGUUCGAUCGAUUGUGGAGGUUCCUCUGAAGUUGAGAAAUUUCUCAGUUCUGCUGACGGAUCUAAAAUCAAGUGCAGUUCGUAUUCCGGCUGUCGAGUAUUGCGAGUAUUUGCCGACGGAACCACCCGAAGCCGUUUCGAUGAAGCCAAUUGAAGAGUUUAUCCUGGAGCCACAGAAGUGUUAUCGAAUCCGGUUCGUUGGCGAACGCUAUCAAUUUAUGGAGAAUGUUGAUGUACACAUUUUCCGGUUGGAAGUCCAGAUGGGUUCGGAUCGUAUUUAUGCUAUCCUUUCCCAGCGAGAAAAAUUAAACCGUCAACCGGUGUUCAAAACGUACAAUCCACACCAAGAUUGCAUGGAACGGAUUGCUAUCAUCAGCUCCUGUUACAUAAUUCCGACAUUCCACAUAGGAUCACAAACUAAGCAAAAUAAUCAACCGAUGCUGACGAACGAGUUCUAUCGAAUCACAACCAAAAUUCUUAACCAUUCGGAUUUGUGUCUCCAAAACGUUGGUGUCUCGAUAAACGUUCCACAAAAUUUGAAAUCUAGUGUAUUUCUUACUACGGACCUCAACCAACCGAUGCAGAAAAUUAACUCCAGCGUCCAGAUCGACGUCGGUGAGCUGCAGAUGCAAUCGUCGACCAGUAUUUCCUACUAUGCCACCAGCCUAAUCGAGGGAAACAUCGAGCUGCAUCAGCGACUUUUCUAUCAAACGGAAAACCUGCACCAAAACAAGUCAUCCGUCGGUUCCGGUCCCUCGACCAUAAACGACUCACCCUCGACGCCAAACAGCGAAAAAGAGGAGCUGGCCAAGCUGCUGCAAUCCACCAACAACCAACAGCAGGUGCUAAAGUUCAACAACGAAAACCACAACGUCAAGGUCGAGUACCUCAGUGACGGUUUGGUGCGGAAGACCAAAGAGGACACCAUUCUGUUGCCUUGUGUGGAAGAAAUCAAGCUAACCGGACGCUUCUACACCCUGAAUCGGCUACCGAUGGGUUCGAUGGCCUACCGGAACGAAGAUUUCAUACUGCGGGUCAAUAUGGAAGUUCGCGCUCCGGAUGGAAUCGAUAUCCUGCAGACGCAGUUGUUUUGUGACCACAACAUCAUCGAAAAGCCUUAUAAGGGUCAACUGCCUAUUGUUGGCACAAAAUUGCGGAAACUGACACGUUUCGAAGAUCUCCAUCUUCUGAACCCCGUUAACUGUACCCGGGAAUGGGUAUCGCAAUCCAAUUAUCUGAAAAGUGACGUGCGGCUAACGUUCAACCGGAGCCGAACUCCAACCGACUACAGCACCACCACAUCGAACCGGUCCCAAAACGAGGAUCAGUUCAACCGAAACCUGCUUUCGAAGCUUCCAGCAAAUGCCACAAUUAUUGGUAGCACUAAUACCCAACUAACCAACCAGUUCACACUAACACUAACACCCAAUACUUCCUCCUCUUCCCCUGUCCAACCUUCUUCCGGUUCUUCGCCGGUUCCUCCACCAGGUUCGGUUAUGACGUCCUCGACGGGAAGUUCCGACGAUUUCAAAGUUAAACCGCUACCGAUAACAACGGACGCCCAACAGCAACGGGACGAGUCGGCCUCCAAAACCCCGAUGCAGGUUAAAACCAUCUUCAAUCAGGCGCUCGAUUGUGUUCAGCUAACGACCAACGACCGGUCCGGGUUCAUCAAUGCCUCCGUUGUACCGACCCUGAGCAGCAGCGAGUCCAAGCCCAUUUUCGGGGUGUACAGCGUUCGAUGGUGCCGCAGCAACAGUCCUACCGUGGUCAACGAGUCGAAGUUUGUGAUUCUUGGAAUCGAUGUGAUAGAGCCCCCUCUCAACAUUUACUGCUACCUGGAGGAGAAGAUGUACGUGCGGAUACCGAUGACGCUCCGGAUCACCAUUAGGAAUCCGACCCGGAAGAUCAUGCAUCUGCAGGCUCUGCUCAACAGUUCGGACAGUUUUAUGUUCUCCGGGCAUCGGCAGCUCAACGUCUCGGUUUUUGCAUUUUCCUCGUACGAUCUGCUGUACAACCUGUACCCGCUGAAAGCUGGCUGGCAACCACUGCCUGAGCUUCAGCUCGAUUACAUCAAUCAUUCCAACAGCAGCACCAGUAGCAUCAACGCCAGUCAAGCUCCCGGGAUGGGUCCCGGUGCCGGUGGACCACAAGCUCCAGGUGGCGGGACGGUAUCCGUCCCCGUUGUUACGAUAGAUGUAGGCAAUAGUAGUACCGGCAAUAGCAAUACUCAUCCACAGCAAUCCGAGGUCGAUUCCGCCGGCGGCAGCAGUUACGAGAGCCAGCGUAAAGCUGAACUGGCCGCCUUGGUCAAACGCUGGAUGCCCAAGAUGGUGUUCAUUCAUCCACCAAACCGAUCCUGAAACUAGAACAGCAAUGUAUGUUGUAGGUAUGUAUAGUUUACAUUAUCAAAUUUAUUGUUUCUGGAAACAAUUAUUAUUGACAAAAAAAAGUGAGCGUCAGAUUAAAAUCAAAAUUUUCUACUAAUUUACUCUUAGAAAUAACAGUUUUCCGGGAAAACUUUUCCCCUAACUGAAUUGGGGUACAAGGCACCCGGAUUUCGAUUUGCCUAACCCUUCGGUUAAACUUUAGAUUAGCAUCUUUCGGUGCUCAGUAGAAUUAACAGUCUACGAAAUUUUCUAACGAAUUCGAUGAUCAACAGAAUUAUAACUUUUUUUCUCGAUAAAACUCGAUUUAUAAAAAUUCUCUUAUAGAACAUUCAAAAUAGUUAACUGUUUGCUCGGAACACGUGUUCUUAGAUGUGGCCUAGCUCAUCUCUGUAUAGAAUCAAUUUUAAUACGAAUUCUUGUAUUAUAGUAAACGCGUUAAGACAGCAAAAGAGAAAGAAACAUGUACAUUUAACCAAUUAACUAAAAUCUAACGAUAUCGAAUAGUAGGGUUCUUAAUAAAAGAAAAAUAAAUAUUUGGGGAGCACGCAUAAAAAAUCGCGGUAAAAUUGUUCUUGGGCAGCAACCAACCUAAAAACGCGGCGCCCGCAAACAUCUUGUUCUUAUAUGGAUUUGAAACCGUCGUUGGUUUUGUUGCACCAUAUUGUAGAGUGUGAUUUAUUAGUGAAUGUUGAAAUAUCAGGCAUGAGGUAACAAAAACGAUGGGAUAAUACGAAACAAUAAAAGAAGUUAUUUAUU
Molecule: messenger RNA, 5333 nt
Organism: Uranotaenia lowii
Lineage: Eukaryota; Metazoa; Arthropoda; Insecta; Diptera; Culicidae
Gene: gry
Product: trafficking protein particle complex subunit 11
Exons: 9
Coding region: 357-4550 (1397 amino acids)
Cellular component (GO): cytoplasm
Source: RefSeq, a predicted model, not a curated record